Nymphaea colorata (pocket water lily) is the source of this 1109-nucleotide messenger RNA. RefSeq names its product desmethylxanthohumol 6'-O-methyltransferase-like. Gene Ontology annotation, biological process: methylation. Gene Ontology annotation, molecular function: protein dimerization activity; O-methyltransferase activity; S-adenosylmethionine-dependent methyltransferase activity. Lineage: Eukaryota; Viridiplantae; Streptophyta; Magnoliopsida; Nymphaeales; Nymphaeaceae. The record is from RefSeq and is a predicted model, not a curated record. The transcript has 2 exons. The coding region runs from base 30 to 1109 and encodes 359 amino acids.
GUGCGAGAUUGGAGGGGGAAAAGAGAUAGAUGGAGAUGGAAGAGGAGAGGCUGGUGCAAGGUCAGAUCGAGAUAUUCCAACAACUCUUUGCAUUUGCCGACUCGAUGUUGCUCAAAUGUGCAGUCGAGCUCGGCAUCGCAGACAUAAUCCACCGGAAUGGCCGGCCCAUGACCCUACACCAGAUUGCAGCUGAGCUGCCGGCACCCUCGCCGGAUAUCAGCUCCCUCUUCCGCAUCAUGAGGCUGUUAGUGAGGAAACAUGUGUUUGUGCGGCGCGAUCGACCGAUUGGUGGUGAAAAUGGUGCCAACAGUAACCCCCAGCCCGAGUUCGGUCUAACGUCAGCCUCUAGGUGGCUGGUCAGGGAUGGUGAGCUCAGCCUGGCUCCGAUGGUGCUCAUGCAAAACUAUCCUUCUACUUUGCCUGUAUGGCACUGUUUAAGCAGGAGUGUGAAAGAGGGAGGUGUAGCCUUCGAGAAGGUUCUUGGUGUAGAUCUCUGGGGAUAUGGAGCUGCAAACCCUGAAUUUAACCAGCUAUUUAAUUCAGCUAUGGUUUGUACCUGCAAAAUCAUAAUGAAGGCAGUCAUGGCAGAGUAUGACCACGGGUUCAGUAGGUUUGGCUCGCUUGUCGAUGUCGGUGGUGGCACCGGAAAAGCCAUUGCAGAGAUAGUGAAGUCCUACCCACACGUGAAAGGUAUCAACCUGGACCUUCCCCAUGUUGUGGCUACUGCACCAAGGUACCAGGGGGUCACUCAUGUGGGUGGUGACAUGUUUGAGGAGAUUCCCAAGGCUGAUGCAGUCUUCAUGAAAUGGAUAUUGCAUAAUUGGAGUGAUGAGGACUGCAUAAAGAUACUGAAGCAAUGUAAGAAAGCAAUUCCAGAGAACACUGGGAUGGUUAUGUUAGUGGAGGUUGUAUUGCAGUGUGAAGCUAAUGAGGAUGCAUGGAAAGACAUUAAAAUGGUGUUGGAUGUGACAAUGCUUGUGUAUUUGGGGGGAAAGGAGAGGACAGAGGCGGAAUGGAGGAAGCUUCUCAAGGGUGGAGGGUUCAACCAUUGCAACAUCACCCCCCUCCACAAUUCUCUUUUUUCACUUAUUGAAGCAUUUCCCAAUUGA